Molecule: messenger RNA, 2196 nt
Organism: Phyllopteryx taeniolatus (common seadragon)
Lineage: Eukaryota; Metazoa; Chordata; Actinopteri; Syngnathiformes; Syngnathidae
Product: ectonucleoside triphosphate diphosphohydrolase 2-like
Exons: 9
Coding region: 140-1558 (472 amino acids)
Biological process (GO): nucleoside diphosphate catabolic process
Cellular component (GO): plasma membrane
Molecular function (GO): GDP phosphatase activity; UDP phosphatase activity
Source: RefSeq, a predicted model, not a curated record
CUGACACGCUUUGGCUCCAUGUGAAUUUUUACUCUUUUCCAUGUUCAACCCGUUUUGAAGACAUGGAUGACAUCAAAAUGGCCAUGAUGAUGGAGCUGCAAAGGAUCCCAGAAGAUUCCUUCCAGGAAUACAUGAAGGCAUGGCAGAAAAGGCUGGGAAAUACGGAAUUGUUUUGGAUGCUGGAUCCUCACACACAUCCUUAUUUGUAUACAAGUGGCCUGCAGACAAGCAAAAUGGCACCGGUGUGGUCACCCAACACAGUGAAUGUCAUGCAAAGGGAGGUGGGAUAUCCAGCUAUGCUGGCAAAGAGGGAGCGGCGGGGCAGAGCUUGGAGGAGUGUCUAGACCAGGCAGUGCACGACGUCCCUGCAUACAGACACGAGGUCACACCUGUGUACCUGGGUGCCACAGCUGGCAUGAGGCUUCUGCACAUUUCCAGUCCAGAGCAUUCAUCUCAAAUUCUGCAAGAAGUUGGCCGCAAAAUCCAGUCAUACCCUUUCAGCUAUCAGGGGGCCGCCAUUCUCUCAGGUCAAGAGGAGGGAGCAUUCGGUUGGGUCACGGUCAACUACCUCUUGGAGAAUUUCAUUAAGUAUGGCUUUGUAGGGCGGUGGCUCAGCUCCGGCAGGCCUACAGUGGGGGCCCUCGAUUUCGGCGGUGCAUCUACCCAGAUAACAUUUGUGACUCAGGAACAAGUGGAGGAUGAGAAGGACAUGAUGAAGCUGCGUCUUUAUGGACAGGAGUAUUCUUUGUACACACACAGCUUCCUCUGCUACGGGCAGGAUCAGGUCCUCAAGAGGCUUCUGGCCCACAUUGUCAAGUCUCAAGGUUACUCAGUAUCAGUCACUCACCCUUGCCAUCCUACGGACUCUUCUGUAAAAGUCAAUCUGGACACCAUCUUCAGUUCUCCAUGUACAGCCAAGUACACACCGAGCACCUACAAAGCUCAGGACUCUUUGCUGAUAAACGGCAGUGGCCAUUAUGAGCAAUGUGUGGGCAAUGUGUCAGAAAUCUUCUCCUUUGACGGAUGCCCCUUCUCUCGCUGCUCCUUCGAUAAAGUCUUUCAGCCCAACGUGACUGGCAGCUUCAUGGCAUUUUCGGCCUUCUUCUACAUUCACUCCUUCCUGCAGCGCAUCACUGCAGUCACAGUUAGCACGCCCGCGCAAAUGGAGGCGACUGCUAAAACAGUGUGCAAGAUGAGUUUUGCUCAGAUGCUGGCUCUUGUUCCAGAUCAAGCAUCUCGCCUGAGGGACUAUUGUGCUUCCUCUGUGUUUGUCAAGGUUCUCCUACUCAAAGGAUACAGCUUUGAUGAAAAAUCAUUCUCACGCAUUUCUUUCAAGAAGAAGGCUGGCGACACCUCAGUUGGGUGGGCUCUUGGCUACAUGUUGAGUCUGAGUAAUUUGCUGCCAUCAGAAAAAGUUCGAACGUGGAAGGCAUUAGCACCGGGAGUAUGGGAAAGCCUUACAGUUCUUUUUGUGUUGCUGCUGGUCACCAUCCUGGUCUUCAUUGCCCUUCGUGCCUGUGAGUGGAAAAAGAGAGGACUCAAUGACAGAGUCAUCUAGACCUGCAAUAACACUGUGCCGUCAGAAAGCAAUUACUGUCAUCGAGUUUACACUGUUUGGGCUCUAUAUAUCACCCAGGAUUUAAAUAUGAAUGUGAAAUUUAAAAAAUGCUUUGAACUCAUGAUUUUGUAGGACCUCAAACAUACUUCUAAUGUUUCCUGCUGCAGAGGUUUUACUGUACUUUUACAAAUACUGUAUACAUAAUGUCCCUGGUGGACCACACGCAAGGUGGAAUAUGUAUAUCAACUGUUUUGUUCAAUUUCUGGAGUACAGAGCCAACACAAUGAUAAAUGUGUUUCUAAAAUAUUACUGUAAGACCACUCUGAUUCAGCAAUAUAUUAGCCUUUGUUUUAGCUUGAAUUAAUUGUAUGUUGUUGCUGUUGUCAUUUUUGCACAAAUUCGGGAAUUAUGGACAUAGUUUCAAUGACCAUUUUAAGGUUAUGCAUAACAACUUCCAAGUAAACUGCAAUUAUUCUGUUUUUUUUAAAAUAUUCUUCUGUUUUCUUUUUCAAUACUCUGCUGCAGGCUUUAUCUAAUUUACAUUAUAUAACCUGAAGACAACCAUGUGUUUACAUACUAGACAUUUUAUAGUUGAUGAUCCUAUGACAAUGUUUUUCAUUCAUUGGAAUAAAAUUAAA